This is a messenger RNA of Drosophila pseudoobscura, 1522 nucleotides long. RefSeq names its product abasic site processing protein HMCES. The record is from RefSeq and is a predicted model, not a curated record. Gene Ontology annotation, molecular function: single-stranded DNA binding. The transcript has 3 exons. Bases 244 to 1377 code for a protein of 377 amino acids. Gene Ontology annotation, biological process: DNA damage response. NCBI's taxonomy places the organism in Eukaryota, Metazoa, Arthropoda, Insecta, Diptera, Drosophilidae.
GGCCACUCUGAGUUUGUUUCAAAAAAUCAGCUGUUGUGCUUGCUGCGCGGGCGUAAGUCCCGCUACGGUCACACUGUGCUUGAUCAGCAGUCGUAGCCAGCUGCAGCUGACUGAUAUGAUAUUGUAUUUUUCCUUAUUUAUGGCAAAAUUGGUUUAAAUUGGCGACAACGAAUUGAGGUGUAUAGUGUUUUGUUUACGAGCUCGACGAGAGUUGCCUGAACAGAAUUAUCGAAUUAUCAAUCCAUGUGCGGAAGAACUUGCUUAACCCUAGAUCCAGAUCAGGUGCUGUGUGCUUGCAAAUACCAAAACAGCAGCGUCAAGAAGGAAACUGAUGCGCAUAAAGAGGAAAAAGAUGAUUCUAUCGCGCCUGAGGAUGAAGAAAGAAAAGGGAUGGAAACACCAGAGUGGCGCGCGGAAUUCAAUUUGGGUCGACGCUACCAGGCAUCCUACAACAUAGCUCCCACAGAUAUAACGCCCGUCGUGGUUUCUGCGGCCCACUUUUCGGACCAAGAGGAUCAGAAAUGCGCUCGCAUUGUGAUGCCCAUGAUGUGGGGCAUGAUUCCAUUUUGGCACAAGGGCGACUACCGCAAGCAUGGCCUCACCACCAACAACUGCCGGCUGGAGCACCUGAUGGACUCGAAACUCUAUCGAGGACCCUUUAAGCGUGGCCAACGUUGUGUGGUGCUCUGCGAAGGUUUCUACGAAUGGCAGACGGCUGGACCAGCCAAAAAACCAUCCGAGCGGGAAGCCUACCUAAUCUUUGUUCCCCAAGAGACCGAUGUCAAGAUCUACGACAAGACCACUUGGACGCCAUCGAAUGUGAAACUCUUGCGGAUGGCCGGGCUGUUUGAUGUGUGGGAGGAUGAGAGUGGCGACAAAAUGUACAGCUACAGUAUUAUUACCUUCCAGUCCAGCAAAAUCAUGGACUGGAUGCACUACCGAAUGCCAGCCAUACUAGAAACCGAGCAGCAAAUGAACGAUUGGCUGGACUUUAAGCGUGUAAGCGAUUCGCAGGCCUUGGCCACUUUGCGGCCUGCUAAAUGCCUAGAAUGGCAUCGGGUCACCAAGCUGGUGAACAAUUCACGCAACAAGAGCGAGGAAUGCAACAAGCCCAUCGAGCUGGCCGCAAAACCGGCCAAGCCACCCAUGAAUAAGACUAUGAUGGCCUGGCUAAAUGUCCGUAAAAAGCGCGAGGAACAAAUCAAGGCUGAGCAGAGCGAGCCCAGUGAUGAGGACACAGAUAGUGCAACGAAGCGCAAGAAUUCGUCGGAUGCGAAUAGUCCUGCCAAGCGUCAGCGUUUCAGCGAUUUCAAAAUGGCACUCCAGAAACCUAGCUGUGGCGGCAGCGAAAGCGAAAAUAAGUCCUCUCCUCCAUAAUAGUUAGUAGUACAUUAAGUUUAUUUUUCAUUAAAAACCGAAAUAUUUGUUCUCAAUACCCCAAAACUCUAAGCAUAAUCGUUGAUUUUGUGGCUUAAUUACAAAAAAAGGGGUGGACUUAGCGACUAAACGAUUUGUGUAAAAA